CUUCUCUAUUUUGUGUAGGUCGGAGAAACUUUUUUGUAAACAAUGGCAACCUCAGCGAAGUUAGCGAACCACGGGAGCAGCAGAGAAGGCGCGGCCAAAGCCUCCGUGGCCGAUCAGAUCUUUCAAACCGUUCAGUCCACCUCCAAUCUCCUUCACUUGAUGCAACAGACUUCUGCUUCUCAGGCCCAACUGAGAAAGCUUCCAAAGAACCUUUUGGCAAAAACCUCUAUAAUCAAGAAUACCGGGCAAGUGUUGGAGCAGAUGCCUCAUGUCAUUUCAUCCUUGGAUGCACAUAUGGAGAAUGGAUUACACAGAUUUGGAUGUAAGCUUCCGUGUAAUUAUUCUCAAGCACAAACCAUCCAGCGCAAUCUUCAUGCCAUUUGUUCCUUAUCUGCAACCAGUAGUCCAGUUACUUGCAAAUAUGGAAAGCUGCCAGCUUAAUUCUCUCUCUCAAGCUCGUCUUUCUCACGAGGAACAUGGCUUGGCAAAAUCUUCAGAGGUGCCUUAGCUGACUGAACUCCAAACCAACUUUGCCGAAGGCCUGAAAUAACAGAUUAAGAUAGAAGAAUGGUCAUGGGCAGGCCAUCAAAUUCUAACUCAGGAUGACCAACUUGUUAUAUAUAUAUAUAUUGCAACAUUGAUCUAUCCCUAGUCUCAGUGUAACAUUGAAUAUCACCUAAAAUCGUGUGGAUAUCAAGCAUAAGAAGAAGCUAGCAAUGUUCCAGUUCCUGAUAUUCUAGAACUCUGUGGCAGUGAUAUAUGUAACCAGGAGGAAUAUGUGCAAUAUUGACUUCUCCAAGCGUCUGAAACACGUUUACGGCUUGAAUAGGAAACGUGUUGCUUCA
Juglans microcarpa x Juglans regia is the source of this 845-nucleotide messenger RNA. Its product is annotated as tobamovirus multiplication protein 2B-like. The transcript is spliced from 8 exons. NCBI's taxonomy places the organism in Eukaryota, Viridiplantae, Streptophyta, Magnoliopsida, Fagales, Juglandaceae. The record is from RefSeq and is a predicted model, not a curated record. Bases 43 to 441 code for a protein of 132 amino acids.